ACAAAGAGAGAAUUAUCAGCUGGCCCGGCGGCGUGCUGCUGUCGCGGCGGCGCGCACUCGCUGCAGUUCACUGCGCGCGAUCAAGCUGCGCACGCGCUGUUCACACCUACUUCUCGAUACGAAGGCGAGAAUCGAUCACUCCGUACAAUCCACAAUACGAUAUCAACAUGAAGACACCAACGGAGACCAAGGAGAAUACGAAUAAGGCGGCGACCGUAUUUUCAAUCAGUCAAGAUGUCAGCAACGUUACCGAAGGAUAUGGAAUUUUCCAGUCCCGGGAACAGAUCUUGCCCGUGGACAAGGCGCAGUACGAGUUGGAAAAUGGAAAACAGCCAGAAGCAACACCAGAGUACCAGGUCACACAUCCGACUUCGUACGCGGAUACGCUUCUCCACAUACUCCGCGGCAACAUCGGCAGCGGGCUGCUGGCAAUGGGGGACGCCUUCAAGAACGGAGGUAUCGUGUUCGCCACCAUCGUGACCGUCCUACUCGGCAUUAUAUGUGUACACGCACAGCACUUAUUGCUGAAUUGUUCAGAAGAAAUGAACCGACAAACAAAGAGGGCCAAGUCGGCGAACUUUGCUGACACCGUGUACCUGGUGUUCACACAUGGCCCACCGCGGCUUCGGCCCAUCGCGUCCACCAUGAAGAUCUUGGUCAACGGGUUCCUCUGUAUCACGCAGCUGGGCUUCUGUUGUGUCUACAUAGUAUUCAUAGCAAACAAUUUGAAAUUGAUAUGUGAUCAGUACGGCAUCAACAUAGACCUGUCGAUACACAUGAUAUUCGUGGUGAUACCGGUGUUGCUGUCAUGCAUGGUGCGGAAUCUCAAGUACCUGACUCCAUUCUCCACUGUGGCUAACAUAAUGAUGGCCGUGGGAGUGAGCGCGGUGGUGUACGAAGCGGCGCAGAACCUGCCCCCCGUCAACACCAGGGAGUACAUGGCCUCGUGGCAGCAACUGCCCUUGUACUUUGGGACGGCUAUAUAUGCGUUUGAAGGCAUCGGACUGGUGUUGCCAUUGAAGAAUGAGAUGCGUCGCCCGGAGCAGUUCCAGAGGCCGCUGGGGGUGCUGAACGUGGGCAUGGUAGUGGUGGUCAGCAUUGUGGUCACCGUCGGCUUCCUCGGCUACCUCAAGUGGGGCGAGGACGUGCAAGGCAGUCUUACGCUAAAUUUGGAACCAGGGCGCGUAUUGGGUAACGUGGUGCAGAGCCUGAUCGCGCUGGCCAUCUUGUGCACGUACCCGCUGCAGUUCUACGUGCCCAUCGACAUCACGUGGCCGUACCUGCGCACUAAGUUCGCCACCAAGUCGCCCGUCCUCAAGGAGCUCGUGUACAGAGGAAUCCUUGUACUGCUCACUUUCAUACUGGCCGAGUCCAUACCAGAGCUGGGCCUGUUCAUAUCGCUGGUGGGCGCGGUGAGCAGCACAGCGCUCGCGCUCAUGUUCCCACCCAUCAUCGACAUGGUGAUGAAGUCGCAGCAGGCGGGCGGCCUACGUCCAUACGUCGUCCUCAAGGACUGCGCCAUCAUCCUGCUCGGCUUGUUAGUGUUCGUCACGGGCACGUACGAGAGUUUGGCGUCCAUCGUGAGAGCGUUCCGAGUCUAGUGGCAGCUGAACGCGUCUGUCGCUUGUAAGUUGGCUUAAUUAGUUUUAAGGUGGAAUUCUGAUUGUUCGAAUUAUUUUACAACGUGAGAUAACCAGGAAUUUCAACUUAAACACUAAUUAGUUUUACACCUAUGUGACACGUUGCAACUAUAGUUAGCCCAUUUUAUUAUUUUCUCGACACCGGCAGAUAUUACACGGUCUAGCUGUGUAGUGGAGAACCUGGUGAAUCAGUAAACACUCUUUCUAUCACUGUGUAUACAUUCUAAGCGAGUGUUUGUAGGGAAAAUAAUAUAAUGGGUAAGGAUUAAAUAAGACUAGGUAGCUAUUAAAUAGUUGUUAUUGGAGCUGUGCCCACAUUGUGGCACAGGAUAGAGAUUUCUCUAUUCUGUGCUCGUGGUUCAUUGCGGAGAAACUUCUCUUGCACUGAACAUUGAAAGCGACACCAACCUACCUUGAAGUAUUAGUAUAGGAAUUAUGUUUUACUGCGGUGAAAAUUCGUGCAUACUUAUUUUGAUAAAGAUAGAAUUUAUAAUGGGGUAUUUUAUAAUUAUAUAAGAAAGUGUGUGAUACUAAUUGUACCGGGACAAGUUUACUAGGUAAGUGCAACAAAUUAUACAUCGGCGACAUUGCUAUAGGCAGCCCGGCGCGUUGUCGAUUUAGUGAGAUGGAAAUACUAAACGGCCGUAAGCAGGUGGGUCAAGGGAGGGUAGUGCCCCUACAAAACUAGUCGCUCGCUUAGAAAAGUCGUUUUCCACCGUCACUGAAGCCCACUGCGGACAUUGCGACGGCAGACCGGUGGCAUGAUUUCCAUAAACAAAACUGGGUCCCGAGUGCGAGUUGUACAAACAUUUACGUUACUAUUCGCGUUCGCGUUUACGUCAAUAAAUUGAAUUGCAAAAUUAAUACGCCCCUAGCGGUUAGUUUCAGAAACUCAGAUCACCAUAAAAACAUCUAUGUAAACAAUGGGAUCGUAACUUUUGUAAAAUUCACACGGACAGGACAAGUUGUGCAUGAGUGUUGACAUAUCUGAAAACAUGUUUAUUUCUUGCUUAAAAACUAAGGUAACUAGUCGAAUACAAACAUUGAACUUCGUUGGAACGAUUCUCAACUCCGGAUAUUUGAGCUGUUCAUUUUACGAGAAACCAGCCGCAGGCCGGCUAUCCUCCCACCUAAAACAACUACGCCAAUGUUCUGCCAAUUAGACUUGGGCAUAUUCGGUUAUCAUUGAGAGCACUCAAGUUAGUUGGCACACCUAUGGCGAACUAGUUCACUCUUUUACUUCGUUAGUUUUUCUUUUUUUGGAAGAUUUCAAGAAAACUAAUUGUUUUAUUUAUAAUAUGUACAUACCCAAAUUUUAAAGAUCGUCAUUUCAAAUUUUAUCAAAUGUUACUAUAUAGAUAGUUUUAUGAAAAAAUUUGAAACGAAGUCACGAAUUGUUUCAUAAAUUCUGUUGUAUAUAAGAUUUCAUAUAAGAGAAAAAACAAAUCAGUAAGUGGUCAGCGCUGCUCCAUAAUAGAGCUGACGUCUGAAUAUAUAUAUAAAGAACUAAGAGCGAGAAUAUCGCUGAACUAGUUCGCCUAAAGGAGCGCUUUUCCACCUGAGUGCACCGUGAACUGCCCAAGACUACCGCCAACGUUUUUAUUACAAUAUGGAUAGUGCUUACCUAGGAAUGUAUUUAAAGCUUCCCUAUAGUACUUAAGAUAGUUUUUGACUGCUACUGACUUACCGAGUCAUUAUUGUUAGUACUACGUAUCAGGGCCUCUGCAGGCGAGGGACGAUCGUCCGUCAGUGUACCUAGCGAGGAAUAUUAGUCCCUCGUGUCUUUUUAUCGAAAUAACGGGGCAUCAAGUAAAUAAACAGCUCGGUGGCUGAAACAAAAUAUUUUUAUUGGUUUAUCAUUGUGUAACUUUUG
This is a messenger RNA of Galleria mellonella (greater wax moth), 3513 nucleotides long. Its product is annotated as proton-coupled amino acid transporter-like protein CG1139. Gene Ontology annotation, molecular function: amino acid transmembrane transporter activity. The transcript has 9 exons. Lineage: Eukaryota; Metazoa; Arthropoda; Insecta; Lepidoptera; Pyralidae. Gene Ontology annotation, cellular component: vacuolar membrane. Bases 168 to 1601 code for a protein of 477 amino acids. Gene Ontology annotation, biological process: amino acid transmembrane transport. The record is from RefSeq and is a predicted model, not a curated record.